Molecule: messenger RNA, 2373 nt
Organism: Cylindrotheca closterium
Lineage: Eukaryota; Bacillariophyta; Bacillariophyceae; Bacillariales; Bacillariaceae
Source: the annotation of a GenBank genome assembly
AUGUCCACAACCGGACAAGAAGAUGUUGACGUUGUCGAACGAGAGCCAACGGCGGAAGAGAUUCAACAAGCGUUGACUGUAGCAAGAGAACAAGGACUUCCUGAACAAUUCCAUGUCCAAUGGGAUGAGACUGGCCGCAAAUUCUGGAUGCUAAAAAGCAAACGGUUUCAUUCGGUUCCAAGUGCCAUGGCGCAUGCGUGUCAAAUUGGACUAUUGCCACCCGCCAAGAUGCCAGAAUCUUAUCAAGACAAGGAACUGUCUCCAAAAGAAUUGGAAGCGGCCUUGCGAGAAGCCCGUCAACAAGGCUUGCCAGAAUCGUUCACGUGUCGAUGGGACAAUAAAAAGAGGCGUCGAGUUUGGUAUACGCCAGAUGGCAGACGAGUCAAAGGUGGUAUCCCGGCUGCCCUGAAAACGGCUGCCGAAUUAGGAUUGAUUUCCAAUGCCCGUGCUCCAACGGAUAGUAAUAAGAUUCCCCUCACAACACAUGAAAAGAUUCAGGUGGGGCUACAAGAAGCUAGGGCGCAUGGAUUGGAGGGGUGGAAUGUCAUUUGGGACUCCAAGUACAAUCAAAAGGUGUUUUGUUCGCCAGAUGGCGCUCGCAACCUGUACGGAUUGGACAAGGCAUUGGCCUACGCUGUCAAACAGAAAUGGUUGCCCGCUGACAAACUUCCUCCCCAAUUUGCCAAAGAUCGAGAACUGACAAAUGAAGAAAAGGCCAAGGCAUGGAAGGCCGCCAAGAAAAAGAAUUUGCCCGAAACAUGGACGGUCGUAUGGGACAGUAAGCAACAUCGACGAGUCUGGGUUGCACCGGACAAUCGACGCUGCGAUUGCAUCUCCAAAGCUGUCGUCUACUCGGUCAAAAAGGGAUGGUUGGAUCCGACCAUAGUAAAGCCGCAAAAGACAAGUUUGACUCCUGCGGAAGAAGAGGCGGCCCUGAUGGAAGCCAAAGAACGUGGAUUGCCAGAUUGCUUUUCAGUCCGAUGGAAUCCCAAAAAGAAUCAAAAGCAGUGGAUUGCUCCUCAGGGAAAGGUAUGCAACAGCAUUCCUGCAGCCUUGGCCUAUGCCACCAAGCAUGAAUUAAUACUUGAAAACGAUAACGACGACGGGCCAGUAGCAGCAAUGGCCCCAACCAAACGAAAGCGCAAACAAACCCGAAUCAUUAGUCCUCGGCCAUUGAAGCAGGCGGCCUUGACGCAAUUGAUAGAUGCUGCUUUGGCGAAGGAUGUACAGGAAUCGGUACCACAAACAGCUCAUACAAAUGCAGCUACUGCAGUUGAAGAAGAGGAUGUUGUUGAUGAUGGUGAUGAUAAUGUUGUUAAUGAUAUUGAUGAAGGGGACAUUGGUUGGACGAAAUUUCAGGACGACCAGGACGACGACGAUGAUAAUGAUGAUAAUGGCGUGAACGAUGAUAUCAAGCCAGCUGAUUCGGAGCUAGCCAAAGAAACAGCUAGUAUAUCAGGAGCCGAAGAGACUACAGGAAAGACAUCAAUGUCCAAACACGAAGUAGACAUAGCUAUGGAACAAGCGGAACUGCGUGGGCUGCCAGGUGGAUGGACAGUCUCAUGGGAUUUGAAGCGAAAGCGACGAAUGUGGACAUCGCCGUGUGGCAAGUACAAAUGCAGAGGAAUUCCCAGUGCACUGCACAAGUCUAUGGAAUUGGGACUCAUUUCCUACCCUAGCACUCCAGUACAAGAUGCUUCCCAAUCAGUGUCUACAGAUGCCCGUGCAGCAUCAGCAAUGCGAGAUGCAAAGCAUCGAGGUCUUCCAGAUUCUUGGACAGUGGAAUUCUUGGAUGAUGGACGGAGAUCUCUGAGAUGGCGAUCUCCGGACGGCAGAGUUGCCAAGACACUCGUGGAAGCAUUGAAAAUGAGCGUGGCAAUGGGGAUCUUGCCUCCAGACAAAAUGCCCGUAGAGUACCGAGAACGCACACUGACUGCUGAGGAAGAAGAGCGAUCUCUCAAGGAAGCUGCAUCACGUGGAUUGCCUUCUGGAUGGUCGGUGACAUGGAACUCCAGUCGACGACAAAAAAUCUGGAUCAGUCCUGACGGGAAGAAGAAAUGCGACUCCAUCAACAAGGCAUUGAAGGUAUCAGUGCGUCUUGGACUAAUUUCACAAGACGCCUUGCCAGCAAGACUGAAAGCACGCGACUUUACUCAAGAACAGAUAGAUGCAGCUUUGGCAGAUGCCCGAGCAAAAGGUUUGACAUGCGAUGGAGAGUUCCGCUGGAGAUUAGAGUUGAAUACCAAGAAAGGUUGUCGACGAUGGAUAUCACCUGACAAUAAACGACGAUGUGAUUGUAUCUCCAAAGCUGUCGCAUAUUCCAAAAAGAUGGGAUGGGUGCCUGCCGACUCGUCCAAGAGUUACUAUUCGUAA